Molecule: messenger RNA, 2510 nt
Organism: Branchiostoma belcheri (Belcher's lancelet)
Lineage: Eukaryota; Metazoa; Chordata; Leptocardii; Amphioxiformes; Branchiostomatidae
Product: radial spoke head protein 3 homolog B-like
Exons: 8
Coding region: 213-1454 (413 amino acids)
Cellular component (GO): cilium
Source: RefSeq, a predicted model, not a curated record
UUCGCUCCCUAAGUGAUCCCUCUAAACAUCUCCUGUUUCCGUCUGUUGUUUCCACGCAGAGAACAGGGUGAAAGGGUCGUCAAGCCGUGCCGGGAAAAUUAGCCAACAUUUUCACCAACUUUUCCUCAGAUUUCAACAAAAACCCGUCCUAGGACCGACUCCACACGUCUCAGAGCUCCCGUGUUGAGGACUGACAGAGUAAAAACGCCAAAAUGACGACGGUACUACCGCAGCAAAAAGAACAACAUGGCGGGGGCACAUACACCUUCUCUUCCCGACCAAGGGCCGUGCAACAACGCAAAAAGUACAGGGACGCCGGACAGGGACAGGACUCCACAGCGCUCUACGGUAACAUCAUGUACGACCGGAGAAUCGUGCGCGGCAAUACGUAUGCACAGCACACCCUGCCCGCGUCUGCCCAGCCGGACCCAAUAGAAAUCCAGCGGCAGCAGGAGGCGCGGAGGCGAGCGAUCGCCCGGAAGCGCGCGAAGGAGCAGCUGCGACCGCGGUCGCCUGAAGCUGUGGAGGGCAGAAAACACAUCGACGUGCAGACGGAGCUCUAUCUGGAAGAACUCACGGACAGGGUGGAGGAGGCUGAUGUGGAGACUCAGACCGACACUUUCCUGGACAGACCCCCCUCCCCACUCUUCAUCCCCGCUAAAACUGGCAAGGAUGUCGCCACACAGAUAUACGAGGGAGAUCUGUUUGACUUUGACAUAGAAGUAAAGCCCAUCCUGGAGGUGCUAGUGGGUAAGACGAUUGAACAGGCCCUACUUGAGGUGAUGGAGGAGGAGGAACUGGCUAACCUGCGGGCUCAGCAGAGGGAGUUUGAGGAGCUGAGAAACGCUGAGCUGGUGGAGACACAACGACUGGAGGAGCAGGAGAGAAGGCAUCGCGAGGAGAAGGAGCGGCGUAUGAAGCAGCAGCGAGAAGUUUUGCGGAAGGAAAAGGAGACAGCGGAGAAGAUCGCAGCCCGAGCGUUCGCCCAGAGUUACCUGGCCGACCUCAUCCCGUCUGUGUUCGGCACUCUGGCAGAUAACGGCUACUUCUACGAUCCGGUGGAGAGAGACGUGGAGUCCGGAUUCCUGCCGUGGUUGAUGGAGACAGUAGAGAAGGCCAUUGACAAGUCUGUACUGGGCAGGACCAUGGUCGACGUUCUGAUCCGUGAGGUAGUAGCCCAGAGAAUGGAGUCGUUCGAGGCCCUCCAGCGCUCCAUCCAGGAGAUGUCCGGCGGCGCGGCGCCUUCCGUGUCUGUGUCUCAGACUGUGGUGGAAGCUCCCGCCUUCACAGAGGAACCCAAACCUGAGGAGGCUCCAGCUGAGGCCCCCCCAGCAGAGGAGACCCCCCCUACAGAGGGAGAGGGGGAGGGGGAGCAGGCAGAGGAGCCAGAGGGGGGUGAGGACGAGGGGGAACAAGUUGAAGAGGGUGGUGACGAUGCAGGGGGGGAGGCUUAGGUAGAACAGAGCUCAGUAUUCUCACUGGGAGGGAAUACUAACUAGUAUCCAAGGGAUCUAGUAACCUACAUGUGACUGAAGUGUGAAGUUUAUGCUGCCACAAAAAUGGCCAAACACACCGUCGGUAAACAGUGAUCUGUGGAAGUUUUACAAUGUCAGACUCACAAUCUGCAAUACAUGAACAACAGUCAAACAGCUGUCAUGCUCUACUCAGAAUUCUACACAGAAACAAGAAUUCUACUUAGAAUUCUACACAGAAACAAGAACUCUCUCCACACAGUUACAAGAAAACCUGUGCCAGACAGUAGGAAAAUAACUCCAACUCAGAAAUCCUCUACAAAUGUUGAAAAACUUUAAAACACCCACCCUCAGUCCCAUACAUGUAUAUGUACUAAAACUGCAUACACCGACAGAUACUGUUGUAUGAAUCGAGAUGUUUAUAUUUUGUAUGUGAAAAGAAAAGUCUACUGUAAUUACUGGUUGUCAUGGUAACCCUUCCCUGUUCCCUAGCAACCAGCGUUGCCAUGGAAACUACCAUUUCUAUGGUAACAGGAAUUCUGUACAUCAGUACAUUCCAGCUCCAAUGCCACAGAGUUAUUGAAUGAUUGCAAUUUUCUUUUUUUUUGCAAUUUUCAAAAUAUACAGUAUUGUUUAUUUGUUUCUACACAAUUCAUCAGAAGACUUAAAACAUGACAAUGAAAGGCAGACAGACCAGAGCUAAUAUCAAAGGAUAACUGUACAUUUUUAAUGAUUUGUAUUUAAGGUCCACAAUGUCCAUCCCUACUGUUUUAUAUUUUGUUAUAUUGGUGGAGCAUCUGUAUCUGUAAACCAUGAUAGAUCAGUUUUAUAGAUGUAAAAACUCUCAGAUAUUUGCUGCAUCCCACAAUGGAAAAGAUUGUGGGUUUAUGUACAUGUACCUGUAUGUAUGUACAUGUAUGUGUGUGUACACAUAUGUAUGUGUGCAUGUAACAUGUAUGUAAGAAUUCUCUAACAUGUCACGUGUUGUAUAGAAUAUAACGUUGUCAGCUGCACAGAAUUAAAGAUUUAUUAACCGAA